AUGGAGGGCAUCGGGAAGAGAGAAGUCGUGGUUUCAGCUCUUCAAUUCGCCUGCACUGAUGAUGUCUCAACCAACGUUGCCACUGCUGAAAGGCUAGUUAGAGCUGCUCAUCAGAAAGGCGCAAAUAUCAUUUUGAUUCAGGAGCUGUUUGAGGGUUAUUACUUCUGUCAAGCACAAAGGGAAGAUUACUUUCAACGAGCAAAGCCAUAUAAGGAGCAUCCCACAAUAUUAAGGAUGCAGAAGCUUGCUAAGGAACUGGGGGUUGUAAUACCAGUUAGCUUCUUUGAGGAAGCAAACAAUGCGCAUUACAAUUCAAUCGCGGUAAUUGAUGCUGAUGGAACAGAUUUGGGACUUUACAGAAAGUCCCACAUUCCAGAUGGUCCAGGGUACCAGGAGAAGUUUUACUUUAAUCCAGGGGACACUGGUUUUAAGGUUUUCCAGACUAAAUUUGCAAAAAUUGGUGUUGCCAUUUGUUGGGAUCAAUGGUUUCCCGAGGCUGCCCGAGCUAUGGCUCUUCAAGGUGCCGAAAUACUGUUUUAUCCCACUGCUAUUGGUUCUGAGCCUCAAGAUCAAGGGCUGGAUUCUCGAGAGCACUGGAAGAGAGUGAUGCAAGGGCAUGCAGGAGCAAAUCUGGUACCUUUGGUGGCUUCAAACCGAAUUGGGAAAGAAAUCAUUGAGACAGAACAUGGGAAAAGUGAGAUCACAUUCUAUGGCAAUUCCUUCAUAGCAGGACCUACAGGAGAAAUUGUUGCAGCUGCUGAUGACAAGGAGGAAGCUCUUGUUGCAAAGUUUGAUCUGGAUCAGAUUAAAUACAAGAGAUAUAGUUGGGGUGUGUUUCGUGACCGGCGGCCCGAGUUAUACAAGGUGCUGUUGACAUUAGAUGGCAGCAAUCCUUCUUUGUAA
This is a messenger RNA of Oldenlandia corymbosa var. corymbosa, 903 nucleotides long. The record is from the annotation of a GenBank genome assembly. Lineage: Eukaryota; Viridiplantae; Streptophyta; Magnoliopsida; Gentianales; Rubiaceae.